AUGACUGACCGACGUCGGGUCAAUGGCCCAGCUGGCAACACCAGCACCCCAGUCUUUGCGCCUUCUUCACGGGCAUCCACGCCGCAGCCUCAGCGACUGAGAAAGCCAAAUGAAUUGCGCAAGAUUUUCCUUCAAACAGGGUUCAUACCAUCGGCCAGUGGUUCAGCAUAUCUCGAACUCGAAUCCCCGCCGACUGCAAAGGCAAACAAAUCCUCCGCUUCUUCCACCAUCAAGUUAUCGUGUGCCGUCCAUGGGCCAAAACCGCUCCUUAGGACUGCCUCGUUUUCGCCAAAUCUACAACUCUCAGCGUCUGUCAAAUUCUCCCCAUUCGCCACACGUAUCAGACAAGGCUACGUUCGAGAUUCCACCGAGAAGGACUUGGGAAUGCAUUUGGAAAAUGCGCUUAAGGGAGCCAUAAUACCAGAAAGAUGGCCAAAGAGUGGGAUUGAUGUUUCGGUCACUGUGCUUGAAGCCGAGCAAGAUCACGGAGUUGGGGAUCGUAUCACAGGAGUGGCUCUGUUCAAUGUGCUUGCGGGAUGCAUCAAUGUCGCCAUGGCAGCAAUUGCUGAUUCCAAGAUCGAUUGUCUUGAUUUACUGGCUGCCGGAGUAGGUGCCAUGAUUCCUGGACCAAAGUCGAGUCCGAUCAGAGUGUUGGAUCCUGCAGCUGCUGAGCAUGAAGAACUACUUUCAAUGUGUCUAGUGGGUGUCUUGUCAUCUCGGGAUGAGAUAGUCGAGAUUUGGUCUACGGGCUCCAUUGACCCCCAAGGUUCAGAAGGGGUUCUAGGAUUUGAUGAGUUGGUGGACAGUGCUGUUGCUGCUGCUCGCGGUGCACAGACAGUCUUGAAGGAAGUACUGCUCGAGGCCCUCACCAGAGAUUAUGGAACCAAGAAACAACUUGGCAGUGAAAUGAAUGAUGUCGAGAUGAAUACAUGA
Molecule: messenger RNA, 933 nt
Organism: Exophiala bonariae
Lineage: Eukaryota; Fungi; Ascomycota; Eurotiomycetes; Chaetothyriales; Herpotrichiellaceae
Exons: 2
Coding region: 1-933 (310 amino acids)
Biological process (GO): U4 snRNA 3'-end processing; poly(A)-dependent snoRNA 3'-end processing; nuclear mRNA surveillance
Cellular component (GO): nuclear exosome (RNase complex); cytoplasmic exosome (RNase complex); nucleolus
Source: RefSeq, a predicted model, not a curated record